Molecule: messenger RNA, 2499 nt
Organism: Aspergillus welwitschiae
Lineage: Eukaryota; Fungi; Ascomycota; Eurotiomycetes; Eurotiales; Aspergillaceae
Product: MFS general substrate transporter
Exons: 10
Coding region: 1-2499 (832 amino acids)
Biological process (GO): transmembrane transport
Cellular component (GO): membrane
Molecular function (GO): transmembrane transporter activity
Source: RefSeq, a predicted model, not a curated record
AUGACUGAUACCAAAGAGGAAAAGCUGGCCGCUAUCGACUAUGGCCUUGGCGAUCUGCACGACGAUUCGGUGCUGUUGCGUCGGAUCGAUUGGCGCAUAUUGCCUAUUAUGUUUUUGACGUACUUUUUGCAGUUUCUCGAUAAGGUGGCUUUGAAUUACGCAAAUGUGAUGGGCAUGCAAGACGAUCUCGGUAUGAAGGGUAAUGACUUCUCCUGGCUGGCUACAGGAUUCUUCAUCGCUUAUGCUGUGGCUGAGAUCCCUCAGGGGUUCUUACUCCAACGAUAUCCCAUCACCAAGGUCCUCGGAGCCAACAUCCUCUGCUGGGGAGUACUCCUCUGCUGCUCUGCCGCAGCCCAGAAUUUUGCAGGAAUGAUGUCGCUACGAGUGCUUCUUGGCACAUUAGAAGCUGUGAUUGCCCCCGCUUUAACAAUGUACACAAGCAUGUGGUAUACGCGGGCCGAAUCCACCCCUCGCUACGGCCUCUGGUACUGCGGACUCGGCACCGGGCAGAUCAUCGGCGGAUUGAUAUCCUUCGCAGCACAGCAUGCCCCAGCAACGUUAUCAUUUCACGGAUGGCGGAUCAUGUUCGUAGUAAUUGGGGCAGUAAACGUGCUUGUGGCACUGCUCGUGCUGUUUAUUCUGCCCGCCACACCAUCUGAAGCACGCUUCCUGAGCAUAUCCGAGAAGACUCGCGUGGAGGAGCGCCUCCGACAAGACCAAGCCGGCGUGGGCGAGAAAAUCUUCCGUGCGAUAUCGCUCCUCGAAGCAUUUGCAGAUUUGCAGACCGCGCUUUUGGUGCUUCUAACUAUUUUAAUUACCAUUCCCAGUGGGGUUAUCACGACGUUCUCAUCUAUUCUGAUUAAGGACUUUGGAUAUGACUCAAAGGAGAGUGCGUUGCUUAAUAUGCCCUCUGGGGUGGUUAGUAUUGUUUCUACAAUGGCGUCCACGAUGGCCAUUGCGCGAGGAUACUCGCGUUGGCUGGCGAUUAAUGUUCUCCUGGUCCCUACGUUGCUUGGGGCAUGUUUGAUGUCUUUUUUGCCGUCGUCCAAUCAAAGUGGUUGUUUGGCGGGAAUAUACCUCGUGAACACGACUGUUGCCCCGCUAGCUUUGAUAUUCGCGUGGACUGGUGCAAAUUACAAGGGAUACACCAUGAAGGUAGCAGGAAGUACACUCGUCUCGGCCGGAUUCAGCAUCGCCAACAUCAUCGGGCCACAAACCUUUCAAUCUCGCGAUGCUCCAGGUUACAUCCCCGCUAAGAUCACGAUCGUCGCCGUCAAUGCCGGCGCAAUCAUCAUCUCCACCACGAUGCGGGUGGUCUACGGCCGUCGGAACGCGCGCGCUAACCGAUUAGGCCAAGCAGCGGGGAGUCGCAUGGAGGAACGGCUGCGAAGUGAGGAAGAUGAUGAGGGGGUAGUUGACUUUCGAUAUGUUACCACCAACAACAUGCUAACCCUUAUAACCGGCGCCAACGGCUUCAUAGCAACGCACUGCAUCGCCACGCUCCUCCGCGCCGGCCACUCCAUCCGAGGCACCGUGCGCAGCGCUGAAAAAGCCACGGCGACGCUUUCCGCCCUCCACGCCGCAGGAAUUCCCCACCUCGACACCUCCCUGGAACUCGUGGUCGUUCCCGACCCCACAGACCUAGCGCAGUUCCUCCCCGCAGCGGCAGGCUGCGACGCGAUCCUGCACCUCGCGUCGGCAUUUACCUAUGACGCGAAGCCGGGGCAGUUCGAGGGGCGGUUGCUUCGUCCGGCGAUACAGGGAACGAGGGUUGCGUGUGAAGCUGCAGAUCAGUGUGAGAGUGUAAGGAAGUUGGUGAUUAUGUCGUCUUUUGCGGCGGUUUAUGAUGCGGCGCUAGGGUUGCAGCCUGGGAAGGUGUAUAUGGAGGAGGAUUGGAGUCCGUUGGGGUUUGAGGAGGGGAGUAAUACUGAUAAUGUGGCUGUGGCGUACCGCGCGUCCAAGGUUCUAGCGGAACGUACCGCCUGGGCAUACGUCGAGGAAAAUAAUGUGGAUUUUCAGCUAGUCACACUAUGCCCUGGGAUGGUGUUUGGGAAGAUGAUCCAUCCGAUUACAUCGUUGGAACAUUUGAACGCUAGUAAUAGGAUUGUGUGGGAGGUAGCGAAGGGCGGGAGUGACAUCCCACCGACAAAGGCACCGGUCUGGGUGGAUGUGCAAGAUUUAGCAGAGACGUGUCUGCGCGUGUUGAUGGUUGAUUUACCCUCCCAUCAGCGGUUUCUGGUCACGGAGGGCCCGUACGAUACGCAGGAGAUUGCGGAUGUGGUAAGAGGGGAUAUUCCUGCUGCUUUGGGGCGGGUUGCGGUGGGUAGACCUGGAAUAAGGAUAAGGGAUACGCAUUAUUCGUGCGAUUCGGGCAAGGUAAAGAGGGUGCUGGGGGUGCAGUUCCGGGGGUUGAGGGAAUCAAUUGUUCCUUUAGUAGAGCAGUUGUAUGCUAUGGAGGAGGGUGAGAGAGGAGAUGCUCCAUCUGCCGCGGCACUCUAG